AUGGCUUUAUUUGAUUUCACUGAGCUCGGUCCAUAUCACCCAUUGAGGAAUCGCAUUCGCACUGUCUCAAUCCUUCUGCGGAGUACUCCGGAGCUGCAUAAACCUGCAUUGUUACCAGUCCUCCGGGCAGGCACUCUGUGCGCCAGUCGCACUGUUUUGGCCCCAACUACUUUAUUGAUUCGCUCUGGGCUUUUUGGCCCCAACACGCUAAGUCUUACCGGUUUGAUUUACCCAGAAAAGCCUAUGAGCUAUGCUCUCUGGAUUGCACCCAGCGCGACGUAUUGCGAGUUUCGUACCUCAUUCAAGGUUCUCGGGACUUGA
Molecule: messenger RNA, 321 nt
Organism: Penicillium angulare
Lineage: Eukaryota; Fungi; Ascomycota; Eurotiomycetes; Eurotiales; Aspergillaceae
Exons: 1
Coding region: 1-321 (106 amino acids)
Source: RefSeq, a predicted model, not a curated record